CGACGAGUGGUUGAAUGACGCUGCUGGUCUCCUGUUCUGUCUGCAGCCACUGACUCGCAUCAUUUUGGGUAGACUUGUAUUUAUUUACAAGGUCUCACUCUCAGGGCUUUUCUUUCUUAUUUCUGUGCGACCGAACUUAUCCUUAUCGACUGUCUUUGAUGCCAUCAAGGAGGAACCGCCAUGUACAACGUCAGUCCAUGCCAGACCACGACCAUAUUGCCUAUACACCUACCACUCCUCUCAUACAACUCGAUAAUUCUCCCUUGUCUGCUUCGGAUCUUCAUCUAGAAAGCCAUCCUCACUCUGAUCAGCCCCUCCCUCCUGGUGAGGCAGCCAAAGUGCUAGACGACGAUGAGCACCUCGUCAAACAUGAGGGUGACUCACUUUCACCUGCGCCACUCGUAGUUGUCCUCCCAUCAUCUUCCCAACCGGGAGCUUCGGCUCAGGGUCAUACGAGGUCUCCUGUCCUUGCUCGUGAACCUACGAUGUUAGAAACCUUCUCCCGCGCGGUCCGCAACUACGUCCCAUCUUCCAUCUCUAUCCCCACUGCCGCCCCUUCCCCACCUCGCGUCUCGAGGCCCGUUUCGUUCGGUAGCUUUGACGCUCUCCCUGGAUUCUCCGCCGCUCCGUCUGGAGAACGCCACAUUCAAAUCCCCCCUCAUAGACGACGCCCUAGUGGCACUUCCGGGGUACAGCAUUCUUCUGGGUUGACAAGGAUCUAUAGUGGCGACUUCAUCGAAUCUGACACACUAUUCGGAUCCGAGGAGGAUGAGGAUAUUGUAGCACUUUCCAAACCGACAUCACCUUCUACAGCGUACCCUACUGUCGGCGAAGGCGACCCCGUACUAUGGUCUCGUUGGGAUACGUUGAUACAAGAGGGCACCCCUCGAUGCAUCCUGUUCCUCGGGUAUCACUGCGGAUGUCAGAUAUGGGACUGUACAGAUCUAGGAUCCGUCUCGGAAAUACUGAACUUGACAGAUUCGUCCUGGGGACGCAUCUCAUUCGCUGGCGUGCUGGCUUCUCCUUCUGGGAUUGACGACGUCCAUUUCAAAGGCCUGCGUCCUCUCAUUGGCGUCAUAUGCCACGUUAAAGCGAAAUCCUUUAUGGUUAUUUAUUCGUUACGAUCCCACCAAAUUGUGAAGCGCCUUCCCUUUCGCAAUGUCUCAUCCUUCGAUUCUGGAACUCAUUUCACUGUCAUCAGCACAAUAAAUCCAAUCAAUUUACAUGUUCUAUCUUCAGCGUCAUACACCAUUUUACAUACUAUUCCUUCUUCUUCCUUGGUUUAUAAUCGCUUGAAGUCGAUGACGUCAGUUGCAGUACAAAACCAACAGAAUACCAACAACCAAUUACGAACUGUAUCAUUAUCAAACAUAGACCCUCCUAGUCAUCACCGGCAAACAGACGAGCCUAUAAGGACGGAGACAAGAGAGGAAGAAGCGGAAGCGAGCGAUCCUGUCCCAGUUUAUGCUCUCUCCCAUCGUCUUCUCGCGUUCGCCUCUCAGCCUCCUCGACCAGACGCACCUCAUAGACACGGACACGGUACACCAUCUCAUCCACGUACUCACGAUCGCUCUUCUUCAUUCCCAUCUUCCUCGUCGACAUUACCAUUCGGAAUAUCGCAAAUUUCGCAGGCGGAUUUCGGAAAUACGGCUUUUAAAGUGGGAGGCACGGUGUUAAGUGGAAUGAAGUCCCUUGGCGGUAUGGCAUUGAGUGCUGCAACUGAGUAUGCGAGGUCUCGAGUUGGGUCUCGCGGUGCCACGGGCGAGACUAGACCGGACCAACCUCUUCUCCCUUCGUCUGUCGCGGGCGGGGUUGGUAGUUUGUUCUUUUCCCGUAGCGCUCCCGCCGGAGGGCACGAACAUCCGGGCCAGGCCCAUGAAGGUCCCCAUCGUGUAGAAGAAGGUUUCUCUCAGGAUUCCACCCCAUCUCACGGCCAAAGCGCCGACAAAUGGUGGACACCCAAACGUGAUCAACCAUCCCACAUCAAAGUCCUUGACCUCUCUCCGCUCCUCAACCGUACCCAAUCCGCACUGCCGGAUACCGUCGCUGAGUUCGUCGUUGCGAAACGACAGGGGAUAAGACAUUUGGCAUUUACCCGAGAUGGGAAUUCGGUGGCGGUAACUCCAAUAGAUGGGCAGGUCAUAAGAAUGUUUCAGUUGAGGCCAGUGCCGAAGUUGGGGAGGCGUGAUAGUAAUAGAGCCACCGCGGAUGCGACGGGAACGAGAACACAAGAAGACACAGGUGGUGGAGGAUGUCCCACUGAUCUAUCAUCCUGGACAGCUGGAGACGGCGCGCCAUGGCACAUAUACAACCUCCGUCGUGGUCAUACACCCGGCAUCAUUGAAGGGAUCGACAUAUCUCCGGACGGAAGAUGGGUCGCAGUCGGAAGUGGGAAACGCACCGUGCACGUUUUUCCGAUUAACCCAUAUGGAGGACGGCCUGAUCACAGGAGCCAUGUCGACGCAAGGAUUUGGAAUGUGGAUAAACCCCAGCCGUUGUCGACAGAGUUACUCCCAAUUGCGCGUUUGCGAUUUCCAAGACCAAACCCUGCGCCUGGAUCCAUCCCACACGGGUCCCUUUCUUUCAUAUUCCUCUCCGGAGACAUCCAUUUGCCUGGAAAUUUACUUCCUCCUCCACCUCCCUUAGCAGUAGCAUCUUCGCCGAGUACCUCCUCGGCACGUUCUGAUUUAGGACAUCUUCCCUCUGCAUUGCGGUCUCGCAAUUAUAAGGAUAUCCUGGUGUUCGAUCCACCUUCCGGCAUUCUGUCGCUGAGACGUAUCACUAUGGAAGAGCGACCGAAAGAGCCGGGCAUCUCGAGUCCGAUCACGAAUUUUACCACGAGCAUUUCGUUUCCUGGAACAGGCUCUACUGGUUGGCUAGGUAAUUCCCCCCCAACCCAGUCUUCCAAAGAGGGAAGAAAGACGUCAGGGCUGACGCAGCAGCUCCUUGAUGCCUCUAUGGAACUCACGGGUAAGGAGCGUACAGUUGCAACUUGGCAAUUGAGGAGACGUCAGGAUUGGGGUGAGGUGAAGCAAUUGACGAGUGAGAUGAGUGAGCGGAAGAGGGUUGAAGUCUCCGAUUCUCUUGCUCAUGCAGAGCUAUCCACGUUUUCCCGGCACUCGGAGUGCGUUCCUCGUUCAGUGUAUCUCUCACAUCAAUUCUUGUUCUAUACACUUGGGGAGGAUUAUCAUGCGCUUAUCCGACGACUCCACUUCGGUGUUAAAGGGGACAAAGUAGUUGUGCGUCGCGAGGUGGAACCGAAUUACGUUGGGGGUGGCACAGCUUCGAACAUGGGUAAAGGUACUAUCAGAGGUGCCAAUGAACUGUUCGUCGCGGGUACGCAUGGUGGAUUGGACCAUCGUGCUGCGUCUUCAUUUGACGAGCCUCUCGCCAACGCAAUUGCGUCAGGACUUGAUGGGCCAUCUGGCGUACCGAGUAUCCCAAUGUUUCCGAACGGCACGGCAGGUCGUCUGCGAUCCUUUGGUGCAACAGCAUUACCGAUCAAGUCGCUCAAGGAGGGUGUUGGCGAAGGCUUAGACCGGUUACGCCGGGAGAUGCAUCGGGUCCGCUCUCCGAAAGAACAUGAUGGGAGAAGGCAUCUUGGAGUGGAUCUCGAGGGUGCAUCCGAAGGAUCAGGCAUAUCGGGUAGGGCUGUGGAUGGCGAUUUGGAUGAGGGUGGGUUCGGAAGUGAUGGUGAUGGGAGGGGUUGGGAUUGGGCAGAAGAAGACAAACGCGCCGUCGAUGAAGCAGAGCAGUUCGAUGAUGUCCUUGGAUUCAUGGACGAGGACCAGACACCAGUGGUCCGGACAGCCCAGUGGUAGUCGCUGCUUCAUGGGGUGUUUACGUUUUGGAUGAAUGAAUGGGUACACGGUGCGCAGGUGCGCGGGCAGAUCUCGUUGGUAUAACCGCUUGUGCAUGGAUGUUCCUUGGUGCGAUGGGAUGAAUGGGAUGGACUCUUAUCUGUGGAUUUGUCCUGGGAUUUUUAGUGACCUGGAUUCACCCACCAUCACAAGCUUCGUCCGUUAUCGAUGCUAUCACACACCGUGCUCAGGAGUCCGCGGAUUUCGACAAAGCCUACCGCCCAGCGCCGAAUGUAACAGUGUACUGUUAUAACUUUGUACAUACUUACAUACUGGAAUCCGUUGCGUGCGAAGCUGACUUUGCGGGACGUGCAUGUCGGUGCGAAUAUAGG
Messenger RNA from Pisolithus orientalis, 4192 nucleotides. RefSeq lists its product as uncharacterized. The record is from RefSeq and is a predicted model, not a curated record. Bases 159 to 3821 code for a protein of 1220 amino acids. Lineage: Eukaryota; Fungi; Basidiomycota; Agaricomycetes; Boletales; Pisolithaceae. Gene Ontology annotation, molecular function: protein binding. Gene Ontology annotation, cellular component: cytoplasm. The transcript has 8 exons. Gene Ontology annotation, biological process: autophagy; response to starvation.